Molossus molossus (Pallas's mastiff bat) is the source of this 4866-nucleotide messenger RNA. It is a transcript of the gene PCDH12, whose product is annotated as protocadherin 12. Lineage: Eukaryota; Metazoa; Chordata; Mammalia; Chiroptera; Molossidae. Gene Ontology annotation, molecular function: calcium ion binding. The transcript is spliced from 4 exons. The coding region runs from base 1200 to 4811 and encodes 1203 amino acids. Gene Ontology annotation, cellular component: plasma membrane. The record is from RefSeq and is a predicted model, not a curated record. Gene Ontology annotation, biological process: homophilic cell-cell adhesion.
GGAAAGUGGGUAGGCGGCUACAUGGCCGGGCCAGGGAGACACUUGUGCUUCAGGAGCCAAGGCCACGGGCACUCUCCUGGGUCCCUGUGGGCAGGGACUGCCCCAGGGCCAGUGUGGGAGCCAGGGACAGCCACAGGUGGGAGGAGCUGUGUGGAUCAUGACACCCACGGCUGAUAACGUCAUUGCCUGUGACUCGGGCCAAGCCCAGGCCCUUCAUUCAUCAUUUCAUCCUCGCAAUUUCCUGCUGGAGGGCUACUAUUCUUAUUCCCAUUCACACUCUAAAAAGGAGGUGGUGGAAACCCAGAGAGGCUCAGCAACUCACCCCAAAUGACGCAGCUGGUAAACUGCCGAGUCAGGAUUUGAGCGCAGGCAGUUUGGCUCUGAUGGCCUUUCUUUUCAUCACAGCUGCUUCCCAUGCGGCAGAAAUGGGUGAUCAGGACAGAGUGAAGAUUAAAGGUAGAUGAGCGUAGGGAAAAGACCAGAAUGAGAGAGGAAUAAUGGGGAAAAGCCAGAUACAAAGAGAGCCAAGGAAAGGAGGAGACAGGGAGCAUAGCUUUGCCCAGGAGGGGCCUCAGGCCCUGGGUGACAGGCAGGGGCUCAGGCUCUGCUCACUUGGCCACACAGGGACUCGGCUCCCCUCAGUGGCCACCUUGUUGCAUGGACAGCACCUGCCCACCCAGCCUGCCUCCAGAGCCCCGCCGCAUCCUCCUCGGCAGCAAGCGGCGGGCCACCGGGCUUCACGGGAAGCGUGCUCUCUUUCUCUAUUUGGCACUGAAACUCACAGCCCUCCCUUUUCCUGUAGGUGGGGUUUCCAUAGGAAAAAGCUGCUUCUCUGUUUCCCCAGCCUAGCAACUGUUUGGAAGUCAGAUCCCCACAUCCUGCUCUACUGGGUCAAGUCCCUCUUGGACCGGCUCUUGCCCAUCAUUGGUUGAAGUGAACCAACGGGUGCUCCUGUGCGGGGUCUGCCCUGGCAAUCUUACUUCGUCAGUGCUGGGACCUCUUGGAUCUCUUCGGAUGAAGAUGGCCUUGCCUGGGAAUCCUGCUAGUUUCACCAUCAUCUAAUUAUGGGACGAGACUGUGCCAGCAGGUCUGGGGGCAGGAGAACGAGGCUAAUCAAGCCCCCCCAGAAACACUGGAGGACUUCUCAGCUUUUGAAGAACUCCAGCGGUUUCUCAGUCUAGCCGAUUCUGGCGGUAAGCAUGAUGCAACUUCUGCGACUUUUGCUGGGGCUUUUGGGGCCAGGUGGCUACUUGUUCCUUUCCGGGGAUUGUCAGGAGGUGGCCACUUUUACUGUGAAAUACCAAGUGUCAGAGGAAGUGCCGCCUGGCACGGUGAUAGGGAAGCUGUCCCAGGAACUGGGCUGGGAGAAGGGGCAUGGGCAAGCAGGCACAGCCUUCCAGGUCUUGCAGCUGCCUCAGGUGGUCCCCAUCCAGGUGGACUCUGGGGACGGCUUGCUCAGCACAGGAAGUCGGCUGGACCGAGAGCAGCUUUGCCGGCAGCAGGAUCCCUGCCUGGUUUCCUUUGAUGUGCUUGCCACAGGGGACUCAGCUCUGAUCCAUGUGGAGAUCCAGGUACUGGACAUCAAUGAUCACCAGCCACAGUUUCCCAAAGGCGAGCAGGAGCUGGAAAUCUCCGAGAGUGCCUCUCUGCGCACCCGGAUCCCCCUGGACAGAGCUCUGGAUCCAGACACUGGCCCCAACACCCUGCACUCCUACUCCCUGUCUCCUAGUGAGCACUUCGCCCUGGACGUCAUCGUGGGGCCGGAUGAGACCAAACAUGCGGAACUCGUGGUGGUGAAGGAGCUGGAUCGGGAAAUCCACUCGUUUUUUGAUCUGGUGUUAACUGCCUAUGACAGUGGAAAUCCCCCCAAGUCAGGCACCAGCUUGGUCAAAGUCAACGUCCUGGACUCCAAUGACAACAGCCCUGUGUUUGCUGAGAGCUCACUGGCACUAGAAAUCCAAGAAGAUGCUGCCCCUGGUACUCUCCUCAUAAACUUGACCGCCACAGACCCUGACCAAGGCCCCAACGGGGAGGUGGAGUUCUUCUUCAGUAAGCACGUGCCUCCAGAGGUGCUGGACACCUUCAACAUUGAUGCCAAAACAGGCCAGGUGAUUCUGCGUCAACCCCUAGACUACGAGAAGAAGGCUGCCUAUGAGGUGGAUGUUCAGGCAAGGGACCGGGGUCCCAAUCCCAUCCCAGCCCAUUGCAAAGUCCUCAUCAAGGUUCUGGAUGUCAACGACAAUGCCCCAAGCAUCCACAUCACAUGGGCCUCCCAGCCCUCGCUGGUGUCAGAAGCCCUUCCCAAGGAGAGUUUCAUUGCUCUCAUCAUGGCGAAUGACUUGGACUCAGGAAACAAUGGUCUGGUCCACUGCUGGCUGAGCCAAGAUCUGGGCCACUUCAAGCUGAAAAGGACCAAUGGCAACACAUAUAUGCUGCUAACCAAUGCCACGCUGGACAGAGAGCAGUGGCCCAAAUAUACCCUCACUCUGUUGGCCCAAGACCAAGGACCCCAGCCCUUAUCAGCUGAGAGACAGCUCAGCAUUCAGAUCAGUGAUGUCAACGACAAUGCACCUGUGUUUGAGAAGAGCCGGUAUGAGGUCUCCACUAGGGAAAACAACCUACCCUCUCUUCACCUCAUUACCAUCAAAGCUCAUGACGCAGACUUGGGCACUAAUGGACAAAUCUCAUACCGCAUCCAGGACUCCCCAGUUUCUCACUUGGUAGCCAUUGAUUCAGACACAGGAAAGGUCAUCGCUCAGAGGUCACUGGACUAUGAACAGAUGGCCAGCUUUGAGUUCCAUGUGAUCGCGGAGGACAGGGGACAGCCCCAGCUCUCAUCCAGCAUCUCUGUGUGGGUCAGCCUCUUGGAUGCCAAUGAUAACGCCCCAGAGGUGAUUCAUCCCCUACUCAGUGAUGGAAAAGCCAGCCUCUCAGUGCUUGUAAAUGCCUCCACAGGUCACCUUCUGGUGCCCAUUGAGACUCCCAAUAGCUUGAGUCCAGCGGGCACUGACAUGGCACCACUGGCUACCCACAGCUCUCAGCCGUUCCUUCUGGUGAACAUUGUAGCGAGAGAUGCAGACUCAGGGGCAAAUGGAGAGGUCCUCUACAGCAUUCGAAGUGGGAAUGAAGCCCGCCUCUUUGUCCUCAGCCCUCAGCUGGGGCAGCUGUUCAUCAACAUCACCAACGCCAGCAGCCUCAUUGGGAGUGAGUGGGAGCUGGAGAUAGUGGUAGAAGACCGUGGCAGCCCCUCCUUGCAGACCCAAGCCCUGCUGAGGGUCUUGUUCGUUACCAGUGUGGACCACUUGAGGGACUCAGCCCGUGCUCCUGGGGCCCUGAGCACAUCGGUGCUGACAGUAAUUUGCCUGGUUGUCCUGCUGGCCAUCUUCGGGUUAAUCUUGGCUCUGAUCAUGUCCAUCUGCCGGACGGAGAAGAAAGACAACAGGGCCUAUAACUGUCGGGAGGCUGAAUCUACCUACCGCAACCAGCCCAAGAGACCCCAGAAACACAUUCAGAAGGCAGAUAUCCACCUUGUGCCUGUGCUCAGGGGCCUGGUGGACGAGCCUGGUGAAGUGGGGCAGCCCCACAAUGAUGUGGGCAAAGAAGCAGCGAUGGAAGCAGGCUGGGACCCCUGCCUGCAGGCCCCCUUUCACCUCACACCAACCCUGUACAGGACCCUGCGUAACCAAGGCAACCAGGGAGCACUGGCUGAGAGCAGAGAGGUGCUACAGGACACAGUCAACCUCCUUUUCAACCAUCCCAGGCAGAGAAACGCUUCCCGGGAGAACCUGAACCUUCCCGAGCCCCAGCCUGCACUGGGCCAGCCCCGCUCAAGGCCCCUGAAGGUGGUAGGCAACCCCACAGGGAAGCUGCCCGGAGACCAGGGCAGCGAAGAGGCCCCAUUGAGCUCACCAGCCUCCUCUGCAACCCUGAGGCGACAGCGAAAUCUCAAUGGCAAAGUGGCUCCCCAGAAAGAGUCAGGCCCCCGUCAGAUCCUGCGAAGCCUGGUCCGGCUGUCAGUGGCUGCCUUCGCGGAGCGGAACCCUGUAGAGGAGCUCACUGUGGAUUCGCCUCCUGUUCAGCAAAUCUCCCAGCUGCUGUCCUUGCUGCAUCAGGGCCAAUUCCAGCCCAAACCAAACCACCGGGGAAAUAAGUACUCGGCCAAGCCCUGCAGCGGCAGGAGUGCAAUCCCAGACACAGAUGGCCUAGGUGCCAGGGCUGGUGGCCAGGUAGAACCUGACCAGGAAGAAGGACCCUUGGACCUUGAAGAGGAUCUCUCUGUGAAGCAGCUGCUAGAAGAAGAACUGUCAAGCCUGCUGGACCCCCACAAAGGCCUGGCCCUGGACCGGCUAAGUGCCCCAGACCCAGCCUGGAUGGCCAGGCUCUCUUUGCCCCUUGCCACCAACUACCGUGACAAUGUGUUCUCCCCGGACACUGCGGCCUUGGAGGAGCCGAGGACCUUCCAGACAUUUGGCAAGGGGUCGGGGCCGGAGCUGAGCCCCACGGGCACGCGGCUGGCCAGCACCUUCCUGUCGGAGAUGAGCUCACUGCUGGAGAUGCUGCUGGAGCAGCGGGCCAGUGUGCCCAUGGAGGCCGCCUCCGAGGUGCUGCGGCGGCUCUCCGUCUGCGGGAGGACCCUCAGUCUAGACCUGGCCACCAGUGGGGCCUCAGGCACGGACGUCCAGGGGGGCCCAGGAGGAAAGAAAGGGGCCGAGAGCAGGACCAGCAGCAGCAGAGGCAGCAACAGCAGCAGCAGGGGCCUGUGGAUCCAGGAACCAGGGGCCCUGGGAGAUGUUAAAGAGCCCAAGCCCUGAGGAUCCUCGGACAUUUUCUGGUUUCCAGAACUCAGUGUUGAACUUACUGAGCAGA